Molecule: messenger RNA, 186 nt
Organism: Prunus armeniaca (apricot)
Lineage: Eukaryota; Viridiplantae; Streptophyta; Magnoliopsida; Rosales; Rosaceae
Source: the annotation of a GenBank genome assembly
AUGGUGGUGGUGGCGGGGCGAAGAGAGGGGGAGAGGGGAAGUGAGGGGGGAGGAAGGACAAUCACAUGGGAGGGAUGGGUUGCAAGAAAGUACGGGUCAGAAGAUGAGUGGUGGGAAGAGAUCUCUUGGGAUUCUGAUUAUGGGUGGUAUGAGAGGAUUUUCUCUUGGGAUGGGGAGGUGCAAUAA